This is a messenger RNA of Populus nigra (black poplar), 2529 nucleotides long. RefSeq names its product BRCA1-associated RING domain protein 1. The transcript has 13 exons. Gene Ontology annotation, cellular component: plasma membrane; BRCA1-BARD1 complex; BRCA1-A complex. Gene Ontology annotation, molecular function: ubiquitin-protein transferase activity. Bases 187 to 2376 code for a protein of 729 amino acids. NCBI's taxonomy places the organism in Eukaryota, Viridiplantae, Streptophyta, Magnoliopsida, Malpighiales, Salicaceae. The record is from RefSeq and is a predicted model, not a curated record. Gene Ontology annotation, biological process: double-strand break repair via homologous recombination; negative regulation of fatty acid biosynthetic process; positive regulation of transcription by RNA polymerase II.
ACCUCUGCCGCCAAUAACCAUCUCAAAAAUCGAAAAGUUCUUCCCUUACCGCCAACACAAAACGAGACUAGAUCCCAGCCGUCAACGUGCACUCCUUUCCCUUCCAUCAAUCACCAUCCCCUAUAAACCUCCUCCUCCUCCUCCUCUACCACUCGGCUCCCACCCCUUCAAAGCAGAACAAAAAAAAUGGCGGGCUCAGUGAAACAGAGCGUUAGCUCUAUGAACCCAUGGGUUCUUCAUCUCCAGAAGUUGGGUCUCGAGCUCAAAUGCCCUCUCUGCUUGGAAUUGUUGAAGCGACCCUUUUUGCUACCUUGUGAUCACAUUUUCUGCAAUUCAUGUUUGCCCAAAACAAUACAGUUUGGAUCCGAGUGUCCUCUCUGUAAAGCUCAAUAUGGCGACUCAGAUUUAAGGUGUUUGCCUUUGGUUGAAAACAUGGUGACAAUCUAUAGAAGCUUGGAUGCAGCUUUCAGUGCCAGUAUUUUGCAGUCUCGUUCUGAGACUGGUGGGGUUUUGAAGCAGUGUCCGGCUUCGAAGAGUAGUGAUAGUAAGGAUAAUAAAUUAGUGGAAGCUCACUGGGGGGAUAAUUCUAGUAGUGGACAAUCUAAAUUAAUGUGCAAUGAUGUAGCUUGUGCUCUAUCGAAUUGUUUAGUUGGAAAAGGGGUUCGAAAGAAUGUAGCGAUGGGUAAUUGCAAUGUGCCAAUGCAUGUCAAGGAUAAAGAGUAUGGGGUGAUUGGUAGUGUAGGGGUUGCGUCUAAUGAUAAACAGAAUGCCAAUUCUCCACCGGUAGGCUCGCAGGUAAGAGCUAGGGGGCUUCGUGAAUCCAAGGCUUUUCAAAUGGACUUGAAUCAGGCAGAUCAGUUGUCGCCUAGAAGUCCUCCUUCAUUUGGUGAUAAUAAGGAUUCAGAAAACGACAGUAAUGAUCAGGGAGGUGAUGAUAGUCUACAAAAUUAUAAAGCAGAAAACUUGGUUCAACUAAAUUCUGACAACAAAAGAAGACAAGAGAGGCAUAACAAUUCUGCUUCUGAAGCCGAGGAAGGUCAUUUGAGGGAUUCAAAGAGACAUAAGAAGUUGAACUACAGUACAUCGGAUCUGGGUGCAAAUAAUAUUGGUCAUAUCAAACCAAAUGCACCUCCAACUGAAAAUUUGAUAACCAGUUCUCAAUUAGAGAUUCCUGCAAAGUUGAAUAACUCGUUUAAUGCUUGUGGAUUCUGCCACUCCUUCAGAAUCACAGCGGAUACUGGUCCAAUGUUGCAUUUUGCGAAUGGAAAGCCAGUAGAGGGAGUUGAAGCAACUCUAUCCGACACUAUACAUGUGCAUGCUGUGUGUAUUGAAUGGGCACCGCAAGUCUAUUUUGUUGGUGAAACUGUUAAGAAUCUGAAGGCAGAACUGGCCAGGGGUGCAAAGCUUAAGUGCAGCAAAUGUGGGCUGAAGGGAGCAGCUUUAGGCUGCUAUCUAAAAUCAUGCAAGAGAAGUUAUCAUGCUCCCUGUGCAAUGGAAAUUACUAAAUGUCGAUGGGAUUAUGAAAACUUCCUUAUGCUUUGCACUGCUCACUCUUCAGUAAAAUUUCCAAGUGAGAAGUCCAAGGCUAAGAAACACAACCAGAAAACUUCUUCUGUGCUGUCUUCAGUCGCCCCACAACAGUCCAACUUUUGGGUGGGAUCAUGUAAUGGAGCAAAGAAAUGGGUUUUCUGUGGAUCUGCUCUGUCUUCUGAGGAAAAGUGUCUUUUGGUGAAGUUUGGAAGCAUGAUUGGUGUGCCAGUGAACAAAUUCUGGGCAUCAAAUGUCACACAUGUGAUUGCAGCCACAGAUUCAGAUGGGGCAUGCACCAGGACGCUGAAAUAUCUUAUGGCCAUUUUGAAUGGGAAAUGGGUUCUUACAAUAGAUUGGAUAAAGGCUUGCAUGGAAUCUAUGCAUCCUGUGGAUGAAGAAAAUUAUGAAAUUAUUCUUGACUGCCAUGGAAGCCGUGAUGGCCCAAAAAAUGGCAGGCUUAGUGCACUAAAUAAUGCACCGAAACUUUUCAGUGGCUUAAGUUUCUGUUUUGUUGGAGAUUUUGUGGCUGGCUACAAAGAAGGUCUCCAGAGUCUGGUUAUUGCGGCAGGAGGUACACUUUUGAAGAGCGAGGAAGAAUUGGUGGAACAAAGACAUGACCCGUUAUCUCCUUCAACAACACUAAUUGUUUAUAACCUUGAUCCCCCACAAGGGUGCAAAUUAGGAGAGGAAGUUUCAAUUAUUUGGCAGAGAACCAAUGAAGCACAGGAUUUAGCUGCUAAAGUUGGAUCCCAAGUCAUUGGUCACACGUGGCUGUUGGAGUCUAUCUCCUCAUACAAGUUACAGCCUUUUGUAAACUGGGACAGCAUCAGCAAUUCUGAUAGCUAGAUAGUCCAGAUGUAAGGAGGUUCCAACUUGCCUGCCCUAUGUUAAUUUGUUGGCAAACACAAGGCUCUGUAUUUUUGCCUAGGAUAAUGUAACGUGAAUAUAACUACUUGCAAAUUGCAUCAAAUAAUAUGUGACUUGUUUUUCUUUGGUUCA